Prunus armeniaca (apricot) is the source of this 234-nucleotide messenger RNA. The record is from the annotation of a GenBank genome assembly. Lineage: Eukaryota; Viridiplantae; Streptophyta; Magnoliopsida; Rosales; Rosaceae.
AUGGCUGCAGCUACAUGUGAACUCACUUGGUUAAGAUAUCUAGUGCAUGAUCUGCAUGUUACUCAUGCUGAACCUGCAAAGUUGUUUUGUGAUAAUCAAGCUGCCCUAUAUAUUGCAGCAAAUCCAGUGUAUCACGAACGUACCAAACACAUUGAGCUCGAUUGUCACACCGUUCGUGAAAGAAUAGAAAGAGGUGAGAUCAAGAUGGAUAUGUGCAAACUGGAGAACAGAUAG